This is a messenger RNA of Zea mays, 1791 nucleotides long. RefSeq names its product Magnesium transporter CorA-like family protein. The transcript is spliced from 4 exons. Gene Ontology annotation, biological process: metal ion transport; transmembrane transport. Gene Ontology annotation, molecular function: metal ion transmembrane transporter activity. The coding region runs from base 57 to 1487 and encodes 476 amino acids. Gene Ontology annotation, cellular component: membrane. The record is from RefSeq and is a predicted model, not a curated record. NCBI's taxonomy places the organism in Eukaryota, Viridiplantae, Streptophyta, Magnoliopsida, Poales, Poaceae.
CCCUGCGGCUUGUCAAUAAUACGCCCUCACGUGGCGCUGCGCGGGCGCUAAUUCCAAUGCCAAUGGCGGCCGCGGCCGGCGCGGGCGAGCCCGGUCCGCGCUCGGAGGCGUCCGGCUUCGGCUCUGGCUGCAACCACCUGCGGCCGCGGCGGGGGCCUCCACCCCCGUCCCCGUCCCCCGCGGUCGGGAAGCCGCUCCCGUCCGGCGCGGUGCCGCGCCAUGCGUUCGUGUUCGACGGCGAGGGCGGCUUCUCCGAGGCACCCUGGGGCCUUGCGGUGUCCGGUUCGUCGCGGACCGGGGAGUUCACGUGGCACCACGUGGAGCUCCCGCGCUCCGCGGGCGCCGCGGCGGCCAAGCCGCUCCACCACGCGCAGGCGCUCAUCGAGCUCCUCUGCCCGCCGCUCACGCUGCAGGAGAUCCUCGCGUUCGUCGCCACGGGCCCGCACUGCGCCUCCUCGGGCGACGGCGCGCUCCUGCUCCGCGUCAGCGCGCCGGGCCCCGUCGGCAGCGCGUACGCGCUCCGCCUCGCCGCGCGCGUCACCGAGAGCUCCGUCGUCACCGUGUCCGUCGGCGGGGUCCCGCGCCUCGCGUUCGGGACCAGGCAGGCGUCGCUCCUCUCGGAGGUUCCGCUCGGCGUCGCCGCCUCGCUCUCCGACGAGGGCCAUGGCGGGGGCCGCGCCGUCGACGGCGGCGUGAUCAUCGAUGAGCGCCUGCUCGAGUCGCUGCUGGCCAUGAACCACGCGGACGGCGCGCACACGGACAACCCGGUGCCGCGGACGGUGUCCAACCUCCUCGUGCACGUCCUCGGCACGCACGUAGACCACGUCCACGACAUUGUCACGCGCCUCGAGAUGGACCUGGACGCCGUCGAGCUGCAGCUCGACAAAGGUGGUCACUUUUUGAGGAAGCUUUUGCUGGAUGGCAGGAGAUUCCCAAAAAUGCAUCUGGAUCUACAGCGGUUGCUUCAGGUUGUUUCUCACUGUGAACAAGUAUUCCCCCGCGUGAAGGAAAAAUGUGCGAGCAAGAGUUGGUUCGCAACAGGAGAUAUAGCAGCCCUUGAAGAUCUGAUAGGUCGUCUCAGAAGGCUCAAAGAAAACCUAGGGUUCAUUACAAAUAGAAUCACCACACUUCAGGCUAGUCUGGACAGUUGGCAAUCGGAGCAGAUAAACAAAAGCUUGUACUACCUUUCAUUUCUCUCCAUAAUAUUCCUGCCUCUUUCCAUUGUCACUGGAGUUUUCGGGAUGAACGUCGGUGGUGUGCCGUGGACAGGGCAGAACAAGAACCCUAAAAACCGGGAUGGCUUCAUGAAUGUCAUGCUAAUAUGUGUUGCAAUCUUGUUACUUCUGUUGCUGUGUUUCUUGUUUCCUUCAUUAUAUUCUCAUGUGACGUCAUGGAGAACCCGCCGUGAGCUGACCCGGAGCAACUCUCAGAACAGAAGACAUCUGAAACUCUUCAAAGGUCACAAGGAAGGUUACAUGCGCCUAUGACGACAAUACAGUUGCAAACUACGGUGUCCAUUUCAGCUGUAAGGUGAUUGUCAGUGAUGUUGUAAGUGUAAGAUUUGUGGGGAAAGAUCCUAGAUAGCCAACACAUGUACAGGUUUGAAGGAGACCCUCCAUGGCUCCAUUUGAGGUUCAUACCUUGUUCAUUGCUUAGUUUGUUUUUGUUGUAGAUUCAUGGCUGUCACUGCACCUUUUAUUUAUUCUGAAAAUGUGUUAGUUCUUCAAUGAAGACCACCCACGACAAUUUGUCAUUGUUGUUCCAGGUGGACGUGUUUCAUAGUUGUACGCA